Molecule: messenger RNA, 679 nt
Organism: Maniola jurtina (meadow brown)
Lineage: Eukaryota; Metazoa; Arthropoda; Insecta; Lepidoptera; Nymphalidae
Product: endocuticle structural protein SgAbd-6-like
Exons: 3
Coding region: 50-400 (116 amino acids)
Cellular component (GO): chitin-based extracellular matrix
Molecular function (GO): structural constituent of chitin-based larval cuticle
Source: RefSeq, a predicted model, not a curated record
CUCGUCCAAACAUUCAUACUUGUUCCAUCAGCCCCAAUUUUUUGUCAAAAUGAUGAAAAUCACGGUUUUCGCUCUAGCCGUUGUUGCGUUAGUUAGCGCGUUGCCCCAAGACCCGUCGCAGGCGCAAGCACAGCCUCCUGUACAAAUUCUCAAGCAAGAAUCUGAAGUCGAUGUUAAUGGAUACAACUUUGAGUUCGAGACCAGUGAUGGAACAUCUAGACAAGAGCAAGGCGAAUACAAGAACGACACUGACCAGCAAGGUCUCUCCGUGAAGGGAAGCUACAAAUACAUCGCUCCUGACGGACAGCAGAUAUCCGUGACAUUCGUAGCCGACAAAAAUGGAUAUCAACCCUCUGAAAGCGCUGGAGACAAUCAGCCUGCUGCUCCAGCCCAGGCUUAAGCCAGAAUUUAUGUUACUGCUGAAGACCAAAUACUAUUAUAAUUAAAAUACUUUAAAGUUGAUAGCACCCAGACAAAUACAAGUUCACGCACCGGCACAUCAGAGUAGGAUACUGUAAAGAGGAAUUUACAUUACGAAAUUACUUUCAUGCAUGUUGAGAUUAAUGACACUAAUUUUAUGCCACUAAAUUCGUAAUGUAAACUCGUCUUAAGUGUAUAACCAAGUGUACUAUGUAUAGGUAAUAAUACAAGGAAAUAUAAGGAAAAGAUACUCGAUGGC